CUAAAUCAUCUCGCUGAGUAACGGCACGGGACGGGAGAAGUUCGGCUUUCAAACAAACUUCACCCUUCCGAUUAGCUUCCGAUCAACAUUCGUAAUUUUUGCUGGGCGUUUCAUUUACUCAGUCACGGUAGUGGACGCUCUCAAAGGUCUUUCACUCACAACUUCCAGACCUGGCUCGAAUUUGUUUGAUCUGACUAAGUCACAACACACUUACGACAAUAAUCCAACUGCCAAUAGCUGAACCAAAGCCGAACGGUUUUCCAACAUGACGUCCACCAUCACUGCGACCGCUUCUUUACUGCCGACGGGGCAGCUCAGCACACAACCGCCCAUCGCGCAGGUCAUUCCCAUACUUCGUGCGACAUUCAGUCUUCUGCGUACUUUCUUGUCCCAGGCCUCGCGACUUGUGGUCGCGCUUGCCACUCCGUUACUCAUCUUCGUGCCCCUUAUAUCCCGCCUGCUUGGUCCAAUUAUACUCGUCUUCCAUAUCGUAUUGGACGUCGCACUUUACACCCCAUACACGAUCAUUUCCAGCGUAGCUGUUGCGCUCUACCCCAUCUAUAUGUUCUGCGGUGUCGCUUGCAUCUUUGGCGCGGUUCUUGGCAUUCUUGGGAGGUCUUUGGUCACACUCUCGAACAACAUCAUUGCUCCCGAAUUACCGAAGGCUGAGUUGCUGCAUCCGAAGCUGUCGAUGCGACCGAAGAAGAGAAGGAGAAAGAGUUCUUUUGCUGAAGAUUCAUAGUCUCUUUUACUUUUACUUCACUGUUCAGCAGACUGGUUGGGACUUUCAGUA
Messenger RNA from Suillus discolor, 793 nucleotides. RefSeq lists its product as uncharacterized. The record is from RefSeq and is a predicted model, not a curated record. Lineage: Eukaryota; Fungi; Basidiomycota; Agaricomycetes; Boletales; Suillaceae. Bases 266 to 742 code for a protein of 158 amino acids. The transcript has 2 exons.